Molecule: messenger RNA, 1102 nt
Organism: Arvicola amphibius (Eurasian water vole)
Lineage: Eukaryota; Metazoa; Chordata; Mammalia; Rodentia; Cricetidae
Gene: Pebp4
Product: phosphatidylethanolamine binding protein 4
Exons: 7
Coding region: 92-778 (228 amino acids)
Source: RefSeq, a predicted model, not a curated record
ACAGCCAACAGAGUCCAGCUUGGAGCAGGCUCCAAUCCUCCCAGAGUACAAGCAGCUGGGUAAUGGAUCAGAGUUGCCAGGGACUGUGCCAAUGAAGAUGUGUGCAGUGGCCCUUGUCUUGAGCCUCCUUGCGGCCGCUGUGUGGUUGGGCCUCACAAUGACAACACCCGAGUCCUCUGGAGGGGGUACAAAUCCUGGAGGAGGUGGAAAUCCCGGAGGAGGGGAAGGAGAUAAAGAAUGUGUUCCUACAUUGUUGCCGAAAGCGGACCUUGGACUAUGCGGGAACCUUGAAGUUUUCUACAUGGAGUUGGGGAACAUCAGCUGCAAAAUUAUUCCUAAGUGCAAUCUAUACAGACAGAAGAUCACAGCGUGGCCCCAGCCGAUAGUCAAGUUUCCCACAGCCAUGGAUGGUGCGCAGUACCUGCUGGUGAUGGUGGAUCCAGAUGCCCCCAGCAGGAGAGACCCCAGGAUGAAAUACUGGAGACACUGGGUGGUGUCCAACAUCAAAGCUGCCGACAUAAAAGCUGGGAAUAUUCGGGGCAAUGUGAUAACAGACUACCAGCCUCCUACCCCACCACCGACCACUGGCUUACACCGAUAUCAGUUCUUCGUCUAUCUUCAGGGAGACAGGGUCAUCUCCAUCCCCACCAAAGAGAACAGAAACCGAGGCGCUUGGAAACUGCAGAAAUUUCUGCAGGACCACAAGCUGCAGAAUCACGAAACAAGCACCCAGUUCAUGACUGAACAUGAUGGGGAGUUGACACCACCGGAUUAUUGAAUGAACGAGGCCAAAGGCAAGUUCAGUGAAAGAUAGAGCUGUCCACUGAGCUGCGAACUUUGCCUUCCAGGUGUGUGCCCAUGUCAUGUGAUCCACUAUAGACGGUCUGGGGACAGAAUCUCCUCUUGGUAUCUUCCAAAUAAAAAUAAAAAUAAACAAAAACAAAAAACACAAAGAAAAGAAAGAAAGGAAAGAAAAACAAAGUUACCCAGGGCUUAGCAAUUUGCUUCCUAACCUGUAUUCAUUUCAAAAUCAACAAGGGAAGAAGGGCUGAGGAGAUGGCCCAGUCAAUAAAGAGCUUGUCUUGCAAGCAUUAGGAACCGU